UUUUGUCCACGGGCGGGCGGUUGGUCGCGCGGAUGGAGCUGUUCGCGCUGCGCUCCCUUACGGAGCCGCCUCGCCGCCUCAUGUGUGACCCGGGCGGCUGCCUCUUCUACUGCCGGCUGCCGCUCCCUCUGCCCAGGUUCCUGGUGAUCUUCGGCCUGGGCGACUGGGAUGAGUUCACGGAGGAGAGCCGCUUCUCGGCCGAGGUGUCGGCGGGCCCCGCGGUGAGGCCGCAGCGCCUGGGAACCCUGUCCCCGGCCAGCAGGUGCCUGGUGUGGCAGGGGGAAUGGAGGAGUGAGCUGACUGCUGCUGCCAGUGCCCAGGCUGAGGCCACACUGGCUCUGGUCCUCAGCGGACAGGAGGUGGGAAGUGGCUUUAUGAGCAGCACUCCGGUGUUCCCUGCCCAACCUCACCGGGCACUGGAUGCUGUCCUGGCUGAUCUGAUGGACGACAUCUCCCCGCUGUCCCCCAGCUUCCCCCCGCUGCCUGGUCUGACUGCCGCCCUGCAUGGGAGAAGCCUGCGUUUGGACAUACCAAAGGCCGAGAAGGAACCAUGGUGUCCUGCAGAACCUUUCUUCACUCCGUCAAAGACCACUGGACCCACACAGCAGCAGCAUGACGAGGGGGAGGAGGAGACAGAGAUCGAGUCGGAUGAGAGGAGGCGACACACUUGUCCCAGCCCGCGCUGGGAUCACACCCUGUGCCUCAGUGACCCUGACACGGCCAUUCUCAUUGGAGGAGAAGGAGCAGGGAGCGGCUACAGUAAGGAUGGGCUGUGGAGGCUGGAGAUUGACGAUGGUGACAUUUUCUGGUUUCCCUUGGAGACGACUUCCACGCUGAACAUCCCCAUCCCACAAUGUGUUCGCGGUCACUCUGCCACCUAUGACCCCGACGCCAAAAUAAUCUACAUAUUUGGGGGAAAGAAAGAUGGAGAAUGUUUCAAUAACGUCUACAUCCUGGACACCUUGACCUGGAAGUGGUCCGUGGUGAUUGGGAAGGGCAAGGUUCCCUCGCUGUCCUACCACAGUGCGGCCGUCUUCCAGCGGGAGCUAUUUAUAUUUGGCGGCUGCCUCUUCACGCCCCACCAGGGCGGGCAGAUCUACAGCAACUCCCUCUACAUCUUCAACCGCGAGCACGAGAUCUGGUACCAGCCCAUCGUGAUGGGCGACAGGCCACUGCCUCGCUGCGGACACUCUGCCACUCUCCUGAAUGACAAGCUGAUCCUGUUCGGAGGCAGUCGGAGCCGUGUGUUCCUCAACGAUCUUCACAUCCUGGAUCUGGGUUUCAUGGAGUACGUUCAUGUACAGAUACCAGGACCUCCAGCACCACGAUGUCGCCACGCUGCUUUGCCUGUGGGUGAUAAUAAAGUCCUGAUAAGUGGAGGAUACAACCUGGCCGGCGCCCUGCACGAUGUGUUAAUCUUCAACGCUGACACCUACAGCUGGAGCAGUCUGUACCACCACACUCUCUGCUCUGUACCAAGAGCAGGUCACAGCCUGGUGUAUCUGAGCUCGAGCCAGAGCAGCACAGGGACCUGCCUCAAACUCCUGGUCUUUGGGGGAUCAAACAGCACGGGGCAAUUCUACAAUGACACUCUUCAUGUCACUCUGGAGCUGAGUGAGGAAUGUCCAGAAAAUGCCCAUCCAUGAGUUUGCUGUGCGUGAGACGGGAACAUUGUGUCUGUCAGCUGGCUGGUGGCCUGACCAGUGAAUCAUUAAAUGUACUCCUGG
Molecule: messenger RNA, 1727 nt
Organism: Amblyraja radiata (thorny skate)
Lineage: Eukaryota; Metazoa; Chordata; Chondrichthyes; Rajiformes; Rajidae
Product: kelch domain-containing protein 2
Exons: 13
Coding region: 33-1646 (537 amino acids)
Molecular function (GO): protein binding
Source: RefSeq, a predicted model, not a curated record